ACGCGACUCCAGGGAUGUCAAAGAAUAAAAACACGUGUCGGUGCACUUUUAGUGUUUUAUACCUAUAUAAUUCUAUCAAUUAAAACAAUCAAAUAAAGGUCAUUUAGGAAGAUAUUCUUUCCAUUUAAAAGUGAAUAAAAUAAAGUUGACGGAGAGGAAUGGUAGUAGUAAUGGAAAAACCUACACUCAAAGUUUCUGUCUCUAAUAGUGAUUCAUCCUCAAGCGAGGAUGUAGAUGAAUCCGAUUAUGAAGAUCAAGAUUCGGGACUGGACCAGGACGGUGGAGAUGGAAACAAUACAGACGACGAAUUGAUAAUAAAAAAUGAGGGGUGGGCAGAUUCUAUAUCAAAAAUUUUAGGUUCCAAUAAACCUAAAAACAAGAAAACUUUAGUGUUAUCUCGGGCAAAAAAAUUAGCUGAUGUUGUUAUCAAACCAAAAGAAGAAAAGCCUACUUUUGAGGUUAUUGGGGAAGAAGUAAAAGAAGUUAAGCCAGAUAUUAAAAAAGAUGACACAAGUGUGUCAGAGCCACCACCAAAGAAGAAGAGAAAUGAAAAAUCAACAGUCCGAGUCAAACCAAAUAUACUUGAAAAAGACAGAGAAAGACUCUUAUCCAAAAUAGCCACAAAAGGUGUUGUACAAUUAUUUAAUGCAGUGAGAAAUCAACAAAAAACUUUUGACAGAGAAAUGAAUAAAGACAUACCAGAGGGUAAGAAAGAGAAAAUUAUGAAGAAAUUUGACAAACGGGCAUUCUUAGAUACACUGAUGGGACAGACAAAGUCUUUAAAUGUCGAGGAACAGACAAAAGCGAAAGAUGAAGUCAAAGAUGAAGCCGAAAAACCGAAAUGGAACGCUCUCAGGGAUGAUUUCAUGAUGGGAGCAAAAAUGAAAGACUGGGAUAAAGAAUCGGUAGAUGAAUAAAUAAUAUACUUUACUUUACAUAAUAUAAGUUUUAUUUUUGCUUAUUGUACAUAUUACCAAUGAAAAUUGUCUCUUAUUUUAUAAACAUAGUAUAGUUGUCGUUCCCAUGGAAUUGUUGGGCUAUUUGUUUGGGAAGUGUCGUGUAAAUUUUUACAGGAAGAUUCCAGACCAUGGUUUCUAUUGGCACAUUGAGUGGUGCAUUCCAAUCUUUGUCCUCCGGAUUGGGUAAUAGCUUAUCUUGACUUAACACAAAUUCAAAAUGUAGGCGCCAAUUCAGAGAUACUGCAAGGAAGAUAAAACUCGGAUUAUGAAAUAUAUAACAACAAUAAAUACCUAUUAUCACUUGAA
This is a messenger RNA of Danaus plexippus (monarch butterfly), 1265 nucleotides long. Its product is annotated as RRP15-like protein. Gene Ontology annotation, cellular component: preribosome, large subunit precursor. The record is from RefSeq and is a predicted model, not a curated record. The transcript has 4 exons. Gene Ontology annotation, biological process: maturation of 5.8S rRNA; maturation of LSU-rRNA. Bases 159 to 917 code for a protein of 252 amino acids. NCBI's taxonomy places the organism in Eukaryota, Metazoa, Arthropoda, Insecta, Lepidoptera, Nymphalidae.